Drosophila biarmipes is the source of this 7680-nucleotide messenger RNA. It is a transcript of the gene FASN3, whose product is annotated as fatty acid synthase. The coding region runs from base 488 to 7522 and encodes 2344 amino acids. Gene Ontology annotation, biological process: fatty acid biosynthetic process. Gene Ontology annotation, molecular function: oxidoreductase activity; fatty acid synthase activity; 3-oxoacyl-[acyl-carrier-protein] synthase activity. The record is from RefSeq and is a predicted model, not a curated record. The transcript has 10 exons. Lineage: Eukaryota; Metazoa; Arthropoda; Insecta; Diptera; Drosophilidae.
CUUUCCCCCUCCGUUCUCGCAUCAGCAGCAGCCACAAACAAACCCCGAAAAUUGGCACGCGCCAAGGGAAGAGCGAGAGAAAAGGAGUACCGAAACUUCGACAAGUACAAAAACCCAGAGCAGCCGAAAACUUGAACAAAACGCGGGGGCAAAGCUUGACUCUGGCUCUUCUGGAAAACGCGGCUCACCGGACCAGAAGUGUGCGCAGGUCACUCUUGGACACGCGGCGCACGGGAUCAGAAGUCCGAGAAGCGGGACUCUUGCAAAGGCGGCGCACGGGAUUAGAAGUGCGAGCAGAGCAAAUUCAUGUGGACAACAGGAGUCUUUUGCCUUCGGAGUGCGAAAAGUGGUGCAGUCGAGUGACUGGUACCAAGUGACCCAAGUGAAGGAGUUUACCUUGACGACCUCGAGGAGAGUGUGCCGGCCCAGGACCAGCGGCGGAGCACCCGGAGACACUCGUGUGUGUGUGCGUGAGAGCGAGACGGACAUGGUUGACGAUGAUGAACGCCGUUGGCGUCAUUUUAAUCCGGAAAUACCAAAAAGAUCUGGUAAAAUUGGGGAGCUAGAAAAAUUUGACGCAACUUUUUUUGGAGUCCAUUUUAAACAAGCCCACACAAUGGACCCGCAAACACGAAUUUUGAUUGAGACGGCUUACGAAGCUGUAAUAGACUCAGGAAUUAAUCCGAAAAGUCUACGUGGAUCAAAAACUGGAGUGUACAUAGGCUCUUGUAUAUCUGAAUCCGAGAAAACAUGGUUUUAUGAAAAGGUUUCUUCUGGCGGAUUUGGAAUCACUGGCUGUAGUAGAGCUAUGAUGGCGAACAGAAUAUCCUAUUGUUUGGGACUUGAGGGUCCUUCAUUUUUACUAGAUACAGCUUGUUCUAGUUCAAUGUACGCUUUAGACAAUGCAUUCAGCGCUAUUCGAAAUGGAGAAAUUGAUGCUGCAAUUAUUGGUGGAUCAAACUUAUUACUUCAUCCCUUUGUUACACUUCAGUUUGCACGACUUGGCGUUUUAGCGCCAGAUGGUUUUUGUCGCCCCUUUGAUAAAAAUGCUAGUGGUUACACCAGAUCAGAAACAAUUAAUUGCCUAUUCCUACAAAGAAAAAAAGAUGCUAAGCGAGUUUACGCAAGUGUGGUUUAUUCAAAAACCAACUGCGAUGGAUACAAGCCAGAGGGGAUAACUUAUCCAUCGGGUAUAGUUCAAGAGAAAUUGCUUGAUCAGUUCUACAAAGAUAUUGAUCACAAACCAAGUGAGUUAGGUUAUUUGGAAGCUCACAGUACGGGAACGGUCGUUGGUGAUCCAGAGGAGUGCAAAGCAAUCGAUAAUGUUCUAUGCAGUCAAAGGGAAAAGCCACUACUUGUAGGUUCCGUAAAGUCAAAUGUUGGUCAUUCAGAAGCGGCUUCUGGAAUCUGUUCCCUAAUAAAAGCUUGUUUCGCUUUUGAAUCUGGAUUAAUUGCACCAAACAUAAACUUUACGGAGGUUAAACAAGUAAUUUUACCCUUGGCCGAGGGAAGGUUGAUUGUUGUUAAGGACGUAACUCCCCUACCAAAUCCCUAUAUUGGAAUUAACUCAUUUGGUUUCGGUGGUGCGAAUGCACAUGCACUUUUGAAGGGUUAUCCAAAGUCAAAAACUAAUUUUGGAUUGCCAGAAGAUGAAGUUCCGCGGCUACUCACUUGGGCAGGAAGGACGGAGGAUGCAGUUGAAGAGAUUUUUAAUGCUGUAGAAAAAAAUCCCUUGGAUGCUGAGUUUAUUGGAUUGCUUCAAAAUAUUCAAGAGGAAGACGUUUCUGGUAUGGUAUUCCGAGGGUAUGCGGUAUUCGCCAAACAAGGAGUUGAACCAUGUAAAGCAUUGAUAAGAGAUGUUCAACAUUACACUGGCCUUAGACGCCCGAUCGUCUGGGUUUAUAGCGGAAUGGGGUCGCAAUGGUAUGAAAUGGGGUCAUCACUUAUGACAAUUCCACGUUUUCGGGAAUCGAUUGAAAAUUGUCAUCAGACGUUGCUGUCAAAAGGCCUUGAUCUUAAACAUAUAUUAACAUCCAAUGAUCCAGAAAUUUACCAGAACAUUUUGCAUUCGUUUGUGGGAAUAGCAGCUGUGCAAAUAGGACUUACAGAUGUCUUGCGAUCUCUAAAUUUUCAACCAGACUAUAUUAUUGGGCAUUCUGUUGGUGAAUUGGGCUGCGCAUAUGCGGAUGGUGGGCUGACUGCUGAACAAAUGAUAUUGGCCGCUUAUUAUCGUGGUAGAGUUAGUGUGGACCUAGAAAAAAUUCAGGGUUCAAUGGCAGCAAUCGGCGUUGGAUAUAAAACUAUUCUGCAUAUGCUGCCAAAGUCAAUUGAGACGGCAUGUCAUAAUGGCCCGGAUUCGUGCACAAUAUCUGGACCAUUAGAUGAUGUUUCCCAAUUUGUAGCUGAGUUGAAAACAAAGGGAAUUUUCGCAAAGGAAGUUCCCUGUUCAAAUAUUGCAUAUCAUUCCAAAUACAUCGCACAAAUGGGGCCUCCAUUAUUGAAAUAUAUGAAAGAGAUUAUUCCAAAUCCUAAAACUAGAACUAUGAAGUGGUUGAGUACUAGCGUUCCCAAAAUUGAUUGGGAUAAGGAUCAAGCAAAAUUAUGCUCAGCAGAGUAUCAUACCAAUAACUUAUUAAACAGUGUACUCUUCGAUGAAACAUUUUCAUUGCUACCAAAAAAUUCAUUGACUAUUGAAGUGGCGCCCCAUGGACUUUUAGGUGCUAUUCUUAAACGAUCAAUGCCUAAUGGUGUACAUAUUCCUCUAACAAAUAGAGGUAAUACGAAUAAUGCAUUGUUUUUUCUAUCGGCCCUGGGAAAGAUAUAUCAAAAUGGAGUUUUAUUACCAGUUGCUAACUUGUAUGAAAAAAUUCAAUUCCCUGUAUCGCGCUCGACACCCAGUAUUAGCCCGCUUAUUCGUUGGGACCACAGUGAAGACUGGUUCGUGACGAAAUACGAGAAUAUGAAGACCAAAUCUAGCGGAGAGCGUGUGUUUCCAGUUAAUUUGGCGAGUGACAAUGAAGAAUUUAUGAGUGGACAUAUAAUUGACGGAAAAAUUCUUGUGCCAGCAACAUGUUAUCUUCAGUAUGUUUGGGAAACUUUCUCACUUAUGUACCAUGGGCCGAGUUAUAUGGAUGUACCUGUUGAAUUCGAAGACAUACGUUUUAUAAGAGCCACAAGUAUGCCAGUUAAUGGAAAAGUAGACUUAACUGUUAUGAUUCACUAUGGCACCGGACACUUUGAGAUAACUGAAGCGGGUAACUUAGUUGUUAGCGGAGUUAUCCGUGAGACUGAAAAGCCGACUAUUCCGGAAGUAUACAAUUUUCAAGCUAAUUCAGAGUUUCCGAUGAUUUCCAAAAGAGACUUUUACAAGGAGCUAAGAUUGCGCGGCUAUCAUUACAAUGGAGCGUUUCAAGCCGUCCAAAUGGCUCGAUCAGAUGGAUUGUUUGGAAAGGUUGAAUGGAAUUAUAAUUGGGUAACAUUCAUGGAUGCUAUGCUCCAAAUUCAAAUUUUGGGGACUGAUUCACGAACUCUUUUAUUACCAACCAAAAUCCGGAAACUUAAAAUAAAUGGUGUUCAUCAUUUUGAUUUAAUGACAAAAAUGAAUCCUGACAAUCGCGUUUUUAAUGUGUAUGUAGAUCACAUGUAUGACCGGAUUAUUGCAGGAGGAAUAGAGCUUGUCGGACUGCAUGCGAGUCCAGUGCAAAGGCGUAGACCUCCUGGAAUUCCAGUCCUUGAAGAAUAUAGUUUUCUUCCACUUUCUCCAUCCCCAAUCCUAUCUAUAAAAAAUGCUGCCCGUGUUUGCGUUCAAAUUGCUCUUGAGAACAACCCCACCAUAAAAAUGAAGCUGGUUGAAUUAGACACAGAUGGGAAAAAAACAGUGCUACCUGAAUUUUUAGAAGCAAUUGAAGACUUACCUGUCAUUACUGGAGAUGGCAUUCUAUUGACAUCUCAAAAGCUAGAAAACAUUCCAGGCCUUCAUAUUGAAAAUGGAAAGUUGUCUUCUCAAUCAAAUUGUCAUUUCGUCAUAAUUGGUAGGCUAGAAGAAGAACAAAUACAUGAUAUAAAUGCAACUGCCCACAAGGUUCUAGUUGAUACUGGAUAUCUGUUGAUUAGGCAAAACUCUACAGCGAAUAUUUUGGCACUUGAUCAAUUUAAAACAAUUGCAAUAAUUCCGAUUGAUGACAACAAAGAAACACUUCUUUUACUGCAGAAAAUAUCAAAAAAAUUAUCAGUUAACCCAGUUUUGGUUAGAGUAUCUCAAAAGGAUACGAAUUUUGAUUGGAUUUCAGUGUUACAAUCAGCGAUAAAUACAAAAGCCCCGGUAAUUGUGUAUUCAUUUAAUGAAUCAUUGAAUGGGAUUAUUGGAUUGGUCAACUGUUUAAGAAAAGAGCCAGACGGUAAUAUGAUUAGAUGUUUUUUUAUUGACGACCCAAGUGCUCCAGCAUUCGAUUUGUCUCACCCUUUUUAUUCUACUCAACUUUCACUGGGAAUGGCAUUCAACAUCUAUCGUAAUGGUUCUUGGGGCAGCUAUAGGCAUUUGCAAUUGCAUAAAAUUGAGAAUAAAAUGCCUAGAUUAGAUCAUAUUUAUGGAAACGUAAUUCAGCGUGGAGACCUAUCCACUUUACGAUGGCUAAAAGGACCCCUUAAUCCACAAAAUUGUCAGAUUAAAAUAGCAUUUUCAUCUCUAAAUUUUCGAGAUGUAAUGCUUGCAACUGGUCGGUUAGCCGUUGAAUUAUAUGGAUCAAGUCGUAUAGAUCAAAACUGUGUUUUGGGUUUUGAAUAUUCCGGAAUUAAUGUGGAAACAGGACGACGAAUUAUGAGCAUGGUUGUUAAAGGAGGUGUGGCUUCCUAUGUUGAAAAACCAUCAAAACUUAUUUGGGAUAUUCCUGAUCAUUGGUCUUUAGAAGAGGCAGCCACAGUGCCUGUAGUAUAUAUAACUGUCUAUUAUGCCUUUUUUAUGAUUAGCGAUAUACGAAAAGGAAAGAGCAUUCUAAUACAUGCAGGUACUGGGGGCAUUGGUCUAGCCGCCAUUCGAGUGGCGUUGGCCUAUAACUUGGAGGUUUUUACAACAUGCAGUACACCGCAAAAAAAACAAUUUUUGUUGGAAACGUUUCCGCAACUUAAAGAAUCCAACAUUGGGAAUUCUCGAGAUACAUCAUUUGAGCUUAUGGUGCAGCGUGAGACAAAUGGAAAAGGUGUGGAUUUUGUGUUAAACUCUUUAUCAGAAGAAAAGCUGCUUGCUUCAGUACGUUGUCUUGGUAAGUCAGGAAGGUUUUUGGAAAUCGGAAAAUUCGACAUGGCAAACGACAACAAGAUUGGAUUGGGGUCCUUCUUAAAAGAAAUAACUUUUCAUGCUGUUCUUGCUGACAGCCUUCUUUUGGCACCUGAUCAAGAUAUUUUGCAUUUAAAAGCCCUAAUCGAUUCUGACAUUAACAAUGGAAUAAUUCAACCACUACCGGUUAAAGUCUUUCCGGCUCAUGAAAUUGAACACGCAUUUAGACAUUUAAUCGGUGGCAAGCACAUAGGAAAAGUUGUUAUUCAAGUUCGAGAAAAACCGGAUGAUCCCUCCACUCUACCUGUUAGAGUUCUUAGUCAAAUUUACUUCAAGCCUAAUCUUACAUAUGUCAUCCCUGGGGGCCUGGGAGGUUUCGGAAUGGAAUUGGCUGAUUGGAUGACGCUUCGUGGAGCACGAAAACUCAUGCUGAGUUCAAGCCGCGGAAUCAAAAAAGACUAUCAAUCUUUCAGGAUUGCGUUAUGGAAGACCUAUGGCUGCGAUAUCGCUAUAAGCACCGCAGACAUUUCAUCAAGAGAGGGCUGCCGUCAACUUCUUUCUGAAGCUACUGCGUUGGGACCAGUGGGUGGAAUAUUUAAUUUGGCUGUCGUGCUAAGAGACAGUAUUUUUUCCAACCAAAAUGCAAAACAAUUUUUAGAAAGCUUUGCACCAAAAGCUAUUGCGACCAAAUAUUUGGAUGAGCUAUCUCGUAUUUCUUGCCCUGAGUUGGAGCACUUCGUAGUUUUUUCAAGUGUUUCAUGUGGACGGGGAAAUGCUGGCCAAGCUAAUUAUGGAAUGGCUAAUUCUGUAAUGGAACGCAUAAUUGAGCAUCGAAACAAAGACGGCCUGCCAGGCAAAGCUAUUCAAUGGGGGGCCGUCGGUGAAGUAGGCUUAGUAGCUGAUAUGGCGGAAGACAAAAUAGACAUGGAAAUAGGAGGCACCCUUCAGCAAAGAAUUUCAUCAUGCAUUCAGGAACUUGAUCAUUUACUAAGUUCCGAGGCAUCAAUUGUGUCAAGCAUGGUCGUUGCUGAAAAACGAAUCGGGCGAUCAGGAAAUGAAAGUAUUAUUGGUGCUGUCAUGAAUAUUAUGGGAAUACGGGACUUAAAGUCAGUAUCUUUAGGAACAACACUAUCAGAAAUGGGUAUGGACUCAUUAAUGGCGGUGGAAAUUAAGCAAACUCUAGAGCGUGACUUUGAGCUCAUUUUAUCACCACAAGAUUUACGUCUCCUUACCUUUCAAAAACUUCAGGAGUUUAUUGAAGCUAGAGAAAAGGAGAAUACAGAUGGAAUUAAAAUGAUUUUUGCUUCAGAAAGUAAGCUCCUAGGUAUGGAGUUACUGAUCCGAAACCUAGGAGACGAAACAAACUGCGAUCGUAUUAUUAUCCCGCUUAAGACCUCCGCAUCUCCUACGAAACAGAGUCUUCCACCAAAUAUUAUAAUACCUGGACUAGAGGGCACAGCUGGACGUGCAUGGUACCAAAUGGGCUUGAACUUGCAAAGCAGGGCAGUUGUACUACAGCUUCAUCAGUUCGCACAUUUGGAAAAUCUAAAAGACUUAGCACAACAAAGUUUUGAACAAGUUAAACUUAUUUUAAAGCAAACAGAACCUUUUUAUGUGAUUGGAUACUCUUAUGGAACAUUUGUAGCUUUACAGCUGGCAGAGUUGCUUGAAAGUGCCGGUUUUCGUGGACAUAUAAUGUUGAUAGAUGGAGCACCUCAUUUUUUGAAAAAGCUAACAAAUCUGCAUUUGGGUGAACAGUUUUCGGACAAUGAUCUUUACGAUCUUCUUUUUUCAAGUAUUGUUAAUCAGAUAUUCCCUGAAGAAACUAAGGAGUCAAUGUCAGAAGCUUUUCACAAAGUGGAAAAUCUUUCAGAAAAAAUGUCAUUGUUUAUGGAAUAUGUUCAAAAACAAAGUAUAUACAGUAAAGAAUACGCUGCGACAAUGGUGGAAGCUAUGUUUAGGCGAGUUAAAAUGGCAGCCUCUUUUGAUUUAAAUGGUUUAAAGAAAAUUAAAUCGCCUAUAACUUUAGUUCGACCUGCUGAAGUUUCACUGCAAGACAUUGAUGAAGACUAUUGUAUUUCAUUACUUACAUCUGGCACAGUUACACUUAAAGUAAUUGAAGGAAAUCAUACGACGAUGUUGGACAAUCCAUCAUUAAGCCAGAUAAUAAAUGAUUUUGAUCCGGCCCUGUUAGAGGAUAAAAAUUUUGAAGAAUAUAUUAGAAACGACAAGCCCGUUUCCGUUGUUUAAAAACAUUUUUAAAAUAUUUUUAUCAAUAAUCAUAAAAAUUAAGACGGCCCAACAGCCAAUAAUAUAAUGUAUAAUAUAAAUAUUAUGUACAAAAAUUAUUUUUUAAUGCUUAUUAACAAAUAUUUAAAAACAUAAAAAUAAAAAGACUGAAAUUUGUA